Closterium sp. NIES-67 is the source of this 2368-nucleotide messenger RNA. The record is from the annotation of a GenBank genome assembly. NCBI's taxonomy places the organism in Eukaryota, Viridiplantae, Streptophyta, Zygnematophyceae, Desmidiales, Closteriaceae.
UCUGCACUUCAUCAUGCUCUAGGGAAUCCCGAGGCUCAAAUUUCUGGAUCUCUUGGUCUUGCCGUGAAUUUGCCUGGUCACCACCACUGAUAGGCGAUCCAAGCCAUGGCGGUCUGCUCAGCAUCUCGCGGCUUUAUGGCCAUCCUCGCUAUUCUCUCCCUCGUUUUUGCCGGGUCGUGCCUGGUGAUCGUCAAUGCGUCUCCCUUAGCAACCGUGGAAGCAGCCAAAACUCUCGCCGUUCCGUCGGACGACGGUUGCUACGGCAGUUUGAAGGAGACCUUUCAGGCAGUCAAGCUCCUGAGCGUGGUCUCGAAGGCGUCGCUCGAUUCCUCCAAGACCUGCGCGUGGCUGAAGAAGGCCCCAGCCGCCACGUCAGCAGAGGAGGCCUUCCAGAAGGUGUCCGCCGCGGCUGCGCUCGCCUGCAAGGGCGCUAGCGGCAUUGCCAAGGAAGCGGAGCCCCUCUUGGCCGCGGCUGCAUCCUCCUCGUCCCUCGACCAGCUCUUCUAUGCCGCGGCCGGCACUCAGAUUCUCAAGGCCAACAAGUGGGGUGCUGGGUCCGUUCCGUCAGGCCUCAAGAAGGCUGCUGCUGCCAUACUCGCACUGAAGCAGGCGGACGGCACGUGGGCUACGGACAAGGCCGGCCAAGGGGGGUCCUCCGUCGCUGCUGCGGGCGUGGCUCUGGAGGCUCUGGCUGCGCUAAAGGAACUGGGGCUCGCGGACGAGAAGCAGGUGUCAGCAGUCUCAGACGCAGUCACCUCGCUCUUUUCUCUCCUCGCAACCGACUCUGACCCCAGCGGCAACGCCGUCUCUUUCUUCCCAGCGUCGCCAGCAGAGGGCGGGUCUCUCCUCGCCACCGCAUCCGCGCUCACAGGCUACCUCGCCCUCGCCUCCACCCUCUCCGGCCCUCUCGGCGUGCGCCCUGCCAAGAUCGCAGAGGCUGGGCGCUAUCUGGUGGCGGCUCUGCCCCUCUCUCUGGCGGAGGCCGCUGCUUGGGCUGAAGCUCUUGCUGUGCUUGAUAGCAACCCCAUUGUGGUGCCCAUCUUCCUCUCAUCGCCCGGUCACAUCUCCGUCUCUGCGGAUCCCACUCUCACAGUGAGGGUGACAACAGCGCUGGGCGGGAAGGUGCCAGGCGCGGCAGUGAAGCUGCAGAGCGCCACCAUCGGGGGCGGCAGUGCUGUGUCGGGGAAGGAGCUCACAGCUGGCAAGGACGGCGUCUCCUUCUCUGCCAAGGCCUUCUCCAAGGCCUCCACCCUUGGCGCAUACACCCUCAAAUUCAAGAUCACCCCCCCUGCCGACUCAGCCUUUGUAGCGGGCAGUGCGUCUGUGGAGCGCGCUCUGCUGCUGUCGGCGUCCAUGGCGGUCACGGGGGUCUCUGUUGCUGUAUUGGACAGCGACGGUGCUGCUCCUGAGGCCGAGAGGCAAUUGGACUUUGAGAAGAGGACAAACUUCACCGACCUGUCCGCCACCCACCUGCAGAAGCUGCGUGUGUCCCUCUCCCUCACCACGCCCUCGGGAAAGCACUUCACUCCUCAUCAGGCAGUGCUCCAGCUCGUCAACUCCAUCGGAAUGGCCUACUCCUUCCUGCUCAAGCCCUCCGGCAGCACCCUUUCUGUGAAGCUCGAGCUCCUGGAGCUGAUGGAGCGUCUCUUCUACCACUCUGGAGAAUAUACUUUGAAUCUCAUAGUGGGGGACGAGGCCAUGGACAACUCCUUCGCCUGGCAGCUCGGCACCGUCGACCUCGACCUGCCCUCUCCCCCCGAGACCGCCCCCAAGCUGCCCCCGCGGCCCACGCCCCUGGCGGAGCGCUUUGCCGCCAAGCCGGAGAUUGCGCACAUCUUCCGCAAGCCGGACUCGCGGCCGGCGUUCGUCGUCUCGUACACGUUUGUUGCGCUCGUGCUGCUGCCGCUGGUGGUGCUGCUCGUGGGGCUGGCGGUGCUAGGAGUGAAUCUCAAGGCCUUCCCCUCGUCCGGUGUGCCUCUGCUCUCAGCUAUGGCCUUCCAUGGCGGGAUUGCCGCUCUACUGCUGCUCUAUGUGGCUUUCUGGGUGCAGGUGAACCUCUUCACCACUCUCAAGCUCAUUGUACUCCUCGCUGUCCUCACAGCCAUCCCUGGCCACCAACUCCUCUCAUACCUCGCUGAUGCGGCACCAAAAGCCAAAUCCGAGUGAUGUGUUUGCUCGAUCAAGAAGUCAACAGAAUUUUGUCGUAAGGAUUUUCUCUGUGGAGUGUUAGACACUGGCUUGAAAGCACCCCCACUGAAUUUUUGUGGAGCCUUGUGUGCUGAGGCCCGUGGAUGCGGAAACCAAUUGUUGGGAUGCCAAAAAUAGUAUCAACAAUGUGGAUAGAAAAUCAUUUCCAGCAACUUACUAC